CCUCGCUGGUGCUUCCUCACCUAUAACCACCCCCAGAUCUUUCUCGGCACUUCUGACACGCUUCCCAACUCAGUUUACUAUCAACCCACCUAUCAUCAUCAUCAUGUCUUACAACGAUAGCAACGAUUCUAACUACGGCCGCAGUGACGACUACUCGUCGUCCCGUACCCAGGGCGGGUUCGGCUCCAGCCGUGACAACGACAGCGGUUACGGCAAGGGAGACCGGUCUGACAAACCCUACGGCGGCUCGAGCGAUUCAUAUGGGUCGUCAAACCGCCGGGGCGAUUCCGGCAACGAUUCGUAUGGCUCGCGCUCCGGAAACGACAAGCCUUACGGCUCGAGCAACUCCGGCCGCGGCAACGAGAGCUCCUAUGGAUCCAGUGACAAUACUAGCAGGGGCGGCUACGGGUCAUCGGGGAAUACCUAUGGCUCAGACCGCACCCGCGCGGAUAACAGGGACUCGUACGGCUCCAAGGACAACAGCAGCAGCACCUACGGGUCCGGAAACAACAAGUCCAGCAACUCCUACGGCUCGUCCAGGGAUGACAACAACGAUAACAAGUACGGCUCCUCCGGAGGGCAUAGCUCUUCUAACCGCCGCGACAACGACAACGACAACAGCUACGGCGGGUCCUCUACCAACCGUCGCAGUGACAAUGACAACAAGGCCUACGGAUCCCAAACCACCAGCUCAUCCGGCGGCUACGGCGCUAAUUCCGGCUCCGACUCGUACGGGUCCGGCAACUCGGGACUCGGCAGCAGCGACAAAAAAUACGGCGGUAACUCGACAUCGUCGUCCUACGGGACCCAGAACCAGACGGGAUCUGGGCGAUACGGAAGUGGCCGGGAUGAUGAUGAUAACAAGAACAGCGGUUCGGGGGGCAGCCUGACGGACAGGCUGACGGGUCAGCUGCUGGAGAAGGCCGGGUCAGUGCUUGGCAACGACCGCCUGGAGGACAAGGGCCGCGAGAGGCAUGAUGGCGGCCGCGACAAUUACUAGGCUGCCUAGCCCGUGAUCCUCUAAAUACCUCGGGGAAGAGAUGAGGGACAGAGGAAGGGAUAGAGGGGGAGGCUACUCUAUGGAGGCGGUUAUUUCGUCUAUCUAGGUAAAUUGUAACAUGACGGUCCUUACGCGCUACGCGCUGUCUACCAUGUACUCGGCGAAAUUGGAAGCAGUAUUUCUUGGGGGAACAAGACAAUUCUGGGCUCUCGAUUCGGCGUGCUAGAUGUUGAAAGACAGGGAGGGUCUCGAAGCCCAUGAACCACCACCUAUCCUAUCCAGUGUACGUCGAAAUACUACAGUUAUCGAGUCCUCCAACACCACCGUGCCUCUUCUCGCACCCAUCCUACCCCGUAAGUAAAGCCAGGCAGUUCCAGCCCUCGCCACAUACGCCACGCCUUUUAUCGCUGCGAGCUCGCGUACAGUCCC
Durotheca rogersii is the source of this 1429-nucleotide messenger RNA. RefSeq lists its product as uncharacterized. The record is from RefSeq and is a predicted model, not a curated record. NCBI's taxonomy places the organism in Eukaryota, Fungi, Ascomycota, Sordariomycetes, Xylariales, Xylariaceae. The coding region runs from base 104 to 1000 and encodes 298 amino acids. The transcript has 4 exons.